This is a messenger RNA of Maniola jurtina (meadow brown), 1753 nucleotides long. RefSeq lists its product as uncharacterized. NCBI's taxonomy places the organism in Eukaryota, Metazoa, Arthropoda, Insecta, Lepidoptera, Nymphalidae. The record is from RefSeq and is a predicted model, not a curated record. The coding region runs from base 142 to 609 and encodes 155 amino acids. The transcript has 4 exons.
UUUAGGUACAAUUUUACAAAGACUGUGACGCAUACAUUAUUAUUAAUUAGUACCUACUCUACGAACAACAAAUUAGUGCCUGAGUACUUCUAUGCGGUAAAGCAUGUUUUUGAUUAAAAUGGCCUUAGAUAGAAUACCUUAAUGGAGAAUUUAAAAAUAAUAACGAUAUGUGACGAUGGUUCCUGCUGCUGCUUAUCUCUAAAGGGCACAGUUAUUCUCAUAGCUGUUAUAGGUCUCCUUACGUGUCUGUUGGACAAGCUGUCAAAUGACACGAGCGAAGCGAGCUGCGGUGGAAUUCGAAAACAUUUGGUCACUCUUCGGAAUUUGCUGCUUGCUUUGAAUCAGAUGGCUAACAUGCUACUUCUCCUGGGCUCUAUAGUUGAAAAUGCUCCGCUAUUAUCUAUCUAUCUAUGGCAAAUGCUGGCGUCCAUCGUACUUGGCUUCGUGGUCUCCAUCGUGGAAUUUUGCUUCCGCGUCAGGGAAGAGGGCGCGUGGGGUUUCGCCACUUUUGUGCUAGAAGUUAUCCAUCUAUUUGUGUUAUUUCGCUGCCUUCCAUUAGUGGACACGUACAGGAAACGUCUUAAAGGACUCAGAGGGUUAUUGCUUUAGGUUUGGAUAAUAAAAACACAAUUUUCAAAUACUUGCAUUUCGUUUAAUAUUUUUGUACUAUCUACUAUAUACACUGUGAAUAUUAAAUAUCUAUAGAAAAACGUAUAACAAAAGUAAAUCUAACGCGACUAACCGCUAAAUCGAAAACAAUUAUCGAGCUUAAUAAUUAAAUCUGCCAUUCAAACACAAAAGCAAUAAAAUGACUGAACUCACAAUACGUCAUAAUAUGUAGUACGCACUCACGCGCCGCAUUCUUUAACAGGUUUAGUACGAGUUAAUACAUGACGACAACGUUGAUAGCUAUCGAGUAAUCAAAACAUUAUAUAAUGCAUACAUUUUGAGAUCUCACUCGCCAGUCGAGCUGUAUGACACAACUGUCAUGUGAAAAAUACGAUUUUAGUUCUUAUUUUAAAGAUAAACAGUACUUUUGACAUGACAGUUGACACAUAGAGCUAAAAUAUCGUUAUAAUGUUUUGAAAAUUCGAUCAAACGAUCAAUCGAGUAAAGAUAUGAUACCGAGUAAGCAUCUUUAAUUUUUCGGAGUUAUGUGCAUUUUAAACACUUAAAAUAUCACUUGCUUUAACGGUGUAGGAAAAUAUCGUGAGGAAACUUGCAUGCUUGAGAAUUCGCCAUAAUGGUUUCAAAUAUGUGUGAAGUCUGCCAAUCCGAACUGGGCAAGCGUCGUGGAUCAAACCUUUCCUAUACUGAGCUCUAAAGAGCGCACUUUGACUUUGCUCUGACUUAAGACACUUAAAACGAGACAGCGUUAUACCGCUGGUAUAAAUCUGUCUCGUUUUAACCUAAGCAAAGUCUAAGUGCACUCUAUAGAUUUCAACCUGAGCCGCCGUGCUCAGUAGUUGGCCGGGACGGGUCAUCAAUGAUGAUGAUGAUAAUAAACUAGUAAUGUUUUUCACAAUAUUAAAAACUGUCGUCGUAAAGGACAUCUCGAUAUUAGUUCUAUAGAUAGUUAAGGCAUUAUAAUAAUAUAGAUAGUUUAAGAAUAUAGAACAAAAUAUAGAUUCACACAAUACAAAAUUUUGAAACAAAUUUUGGCACCAACGAUACAGAAAUGCUUACCAACAUGCAUAGACAACUUUUUCAUUAUAAAUAACCGCGUAUGAUAAAUUGUACAGAACUUUAUACA